AUGGAGAGGGUGAGAGGACAGUGUCAGGACAGAGACGAAGGUAAUAUAGCCUCUCUAGCAGGACAGACUCGAUCCGUGUUCCACCAUCUACUGUACCUGUUGCCAUGGCUUCAGCUGUUAUACCUGCACUGAGUGUGUUUCUCUGUGCAUUGGCUCUCAUUCUCUGCAGCAGUCCAGCAGAGGCUCAAGCAGACUUAGCUUUGGACUGUUGCCUGACGGUUAGCAAUCAAAGCAUCCCCAAGCACAUCCUCCUCAGUUACCACAAGCAGGUCAAAGGUGAUGGCUGCUCCCGUGAUGCUGUUGUGUUCAGAACCAGAAAAGGUAUUUUUCUUUGUGCCCCACCUGUUACUGAAGCUAAGUGGGUUGGACAGCUGAUCAAGUUUCUGGACACAAGGCUCAGGAAGUGCAAAGAAACCAAAUUUCAGGGGAAACGCUGUGAAGCUUUGAAGACUAUGUCUGUUUGAGUGAACACACACACACACACACACACACACACACAUUUCAAGAGACACAAGCAUACAUGAAUGGCAGCUAAUGAUGAUACUUACAUAUGUCACUAAGAAAGUGCUUUCUGUUCUUUAAUAAAUUGCUGAUCUUCCUCUUUUAGGAUUUCCUAAAUUAUCAAAACAUGCCGAAUUGUGUGAGCUGUAGGUUCUACUGUGUGAUCAGAUUAUUCACAAGUAUGCAAAUUAUUUUUAUAUAUAGUUUUCUUUUGUUGAUACAAUCAUCCUGUUACUUUACUAAUGAUAAUAAAAAGGUUGUCAAGGACA
Myxocyprinus asiaticus (Chinese sucker) is the source of this 770-nucleotide messenger RNA. Its product is annotated as C-C motif chemokine 3-like 1. Gene Ontology annotation, biological process: monocyte chemotaxis; cellular response to interleukin-1; positive regulation of ERK1 and ERK2 cascade. Gene Ontology annotation, molecular function: chemokine activity; CCR chemokine receptor binding. Lineage: Eukaryota; Metazoa; Chordata; Actinopteri; Cypriniformes; Catostomidae. The transcript has 4 exons. Bases 105 to 464 code for a protein of 119 amino acids. Gene Ontology annotation, cellular component: extracellular region. The record is from RefSeq and is a predicted model, not a curated record.